AUGGCCUCGUCAGCCUCCAAUGUUGUCGGUGUCCACUACCGUGUUGGCAAGAAGAUUGGUGAGGGCUCGUUUGGUGUCAUCUUUGAAGGCACGAACCUGCUCAACAACCAGCAGGUCGCUAUAAAAUUCGAACCUCGCAAGAGUGAUGCCCCUCAACUGCGAGAUGAGUACCGUACCUACAAGAUUCUUGUAGGAUACCCCGGUAUUCCCAAUGUCUACUAUUUUGGCCAGGAAGGACUGCAUAACAUUCUGGUCAUCGAUCUCCUCGGACCUUCGCUCGAAGAUCUAUUUGAUCACUGUGGCCGUCGCUUCACCAUAAAGACCGUCGUCAUGGUCGCUAAGCAGAUGCUCUCCCGCGUUCAGACGAUACACGAGCGUAACCUCAUCUACCGUGACAUCAAGCCCGACAACUUCAUCAUCGGUCGUCCUGGCACAAAGGCAGCCAACGUUAUUCACGUCAUUGACUUUGGCAUGGCCAAGCAGUACCGAGACCCAAAGACGAAGCAGCACAUUCCCUACCGCGAGCGCAAGUCCCUCUCCGGUACAGCUCGCUACAUGAGUAUCAACACUCAUUUGGGACGCGAGCAGUCGCGCCGAGAUGAUCUUGAGGCACUCGGCCACGUCUUCAUGUACUUCCUCCGCGGCGGCUUACCCUGGCAAGGCCUCAAGGCCGCUACCAAUAAGCAAAAGUACGAAAAGAUUGGGGAAAAGAAACAAACCACAGCCAUCAAGGACCUCUGUGAAGGGUUCCCUGAGGAGUUUAGCAAAUAUCUCACCUACGUCCGCAACCUCGGCUUUGAAGAUACCCCAGACUACGACUACCUGCGCGAGCUCUUCACCCAAGCUCUCAAGAAUGCUGGCGAGAUUGAGGACGGCGAGUAUGACUGGAUGAAGAUCAACAAGGAUUCGGGAAAAGGCUGGGACUCCAAGGGGCACAACUAUCACCACAAUCCAAACGUACGCCCCGGUCCCUCUCAAAUGGAACUUCACAGUGGCCAUCGGGGGAAUACCAACUCUCACCAGCAAGCACAGAAUCUUACCGUCGGGCGGCUAAACGCCGCCCAGCCACCUCCUCCCUCGCCGAUCAAGCAGAUGGGCAAACAGAGAGAUCGGCCAAGCGCCCAAGGGGUUUUAUCCGCCCAACGGGCUCCUGGGGGCCUGCGUGACCUCUCCACCCCGGCCGGCUCAACCCAAGCCCAGUUCCAGAACAGCGCCCAGAACCUGCCUCAGCAUAAGAUGACGCCCCAGAGCGGGAUCGGCCAACCUGGUCAGCUCAACGCUCAGGCUGCCCAGCAACCAAGCGGCUUUCAAAAGUUCAUCAAGUCCAUUUGUUGCGGCUAG
This is a messenger RNA of Cordyceps fumosorosea ARSEF 2679, 1341 nucleotides long. Its product is annotated as Protein kinase-like domain protein. The record is from RefSeq and is a predicted model, not a curated record. Gene Ontology annotation, biological process: peptidyl-serine phosphorylation; signal transduction; endocytosis. Bases 1 to 1341 code for a protein of 446 amino acids. The transcript has 3 exons. Gene Ontology annotation, molecular function: protein serine/threonine kinase activity; ATP binding. Gene Ontology annotation, cellular component: cytoplasm; nucleus. NCBI's taxonomy places the organism in Eukaryota, Fungi, Ascomycota, Sordariomycetes, Hypocreales, Cordycipitaceae.